Messenger RNA from Oncorhynchus nerka (sockeye salmon), 2629 nucleotides. It is a transcript of the gene lrit2, whose product is annotated as leucine-rich repeat, immunoglobulin-like and transmembrane domains 2. The transcript has 3 exons. Gene Ontology annotation, molecular function: protein binding. Lineage: Eukaryota; Metazoa; Chordata; Actinopteri; Salmoniformes; Salmonidae. Bases 17 to 1768 code for a protein of 583 amino acids. The record is from RefSeq and is a predicted model, not a curated record.
UUUCUGUUAAAGGAAUAUGGCCGCCACCUUGUAUUCAGUUUUAACUAUAGCGUUGCUAUUCUGUCGAGUUACUCCUGGAUCGACUUCUUGUUUACCCGGCUGCUCUUGCACAAAUGACAACUUGGGAAGAUCCCUACUUUGCAUGGAAACAGCCAUGGGACGAAUCCCAGACAAUGUUCCAAAUGAUUUCAGUAAAAUUCGAAUAGAGAAUUCUCAUCUGACCGAAUUACCCCGCGGCUCCUUCUCUAAAGUUAGUGCCUUGGUGUCUCUAUGGUUGAAUUUCAACGACAUCACCCUAAUGAACAUCAAGAGUCUGGAGGGGCUGACGAAUCUAACCGAACUACGGCUACAGGGGAACAAGCUGCGUUCAGUCCCAUGGACAGCGUUCCAGGAUACGCCGAACCUGAAGAUUUUGGACCUGAAACAUAACCGACUAGACGUGCUCCCGGAAUCUGCCCUGAGACAACUUCCAGGCCUGACCUAUUUAGACUUAUCCUUCAAUCAGCUUACUGUCAUAUCCAGGGAUGUCUUCGUCAACUGGCCUCUCCUCAACACUCAGGAGAGAAAAGGAAGUACAGAGCCAAGCAGUGGAGAGGCCAACGUUGUUUUAGCGCUGCACGACAACCCUUGGCUGUGUGACUGCCGCCUCAAAGGUUUCGUAGAGUUUAUCAAAAGUGUUAGUCCGCCUCUAAUUCUGAUGAACUCGUACCUGAUGUGCACGGGCCCCAGUUCCAGAGCGGGAAAGUUCUUCCACGAAGUCGGUUUGAAAACAUGUAUGAAGCCCGAGGCCUCAGCCUCAGAAAGCAACAUGACGGUGUCACUGGGGGACAAGGUAACCCUCCGGUGCUUAGUCAAAGCCAGGCCUGACCCCGCCAUCCACUGGUCAUACAGCCUGAAGAUUAUACGGGGAUUUACUGUCUCAGAGACCCGUGUGGACGAUGAGACCAUCAGAUCUCAGCUGGUCAUCCCAUCCCUUCACCUGGCGGACCGAGGCGCUUACACCUGCUUCGCCAACAACUUCAUAGGCAACUCCUCCGUCAGUUUCCUGGUCAACAUCAAGUCUUUCAACGCCUCCUCCUCCUCCUCCGUCGGUGCCGCCAUGUCUCUACCCCCGUUCCCCCUGGCCUCGGCCGACGGGAACGUCUACAUCGACAUCCGCAUCUCCAAGCAGACGGUCUACGGCAUCACUCUGGAGUGGUACGCGGCGACGGACAACCCUGCAGAGACCUGGUUCACCAUCCACUUGGGGAAAUACCACUCUGACAAAAAGGAGUUGACAUACAUCGGGCCGGGCAUCAACACCUAUUCGGUCAACGACCUCCUACCGGUUACUAAAUACGAGGUGUGUGUGACGCUGAAGAACCAGAUGCCUCGCGCCGGCCAGUGCAUCGUGUUUGUAACAGGAAGUGACAUCAGUCAGCUGGAACAACGGGAGAAGCUCAUCCAUAUUAUCGUGAUCGUGUGCGCCAUGGUGCUGGCGGUGCCCGUGGGGAUGUACGCCUGCACCACCGACACCAGAUGUAAGUUCAGCUGCCUGGACCGCUGUACGGAGCAGUGUAAGAGGAGGAGGAGGCAGGAGAAGACCCUGAGGACCAAUGGGGAGAGACAGGGGACCUUCGACAGCCUCCAGGCCGCCAGCGAUGAAGGACUCUGUGGAGACUCUGAAGAGGUGAUGAAGAAGAGGAGUAAGUCCUCAGACGAAAAAAACAACCACAGGGGAAAAGCACAAGAUCUACCAGAGACAACCACUGGAGCAAAGCUAUAUUAGCUGUAGGUUUAAAGUUUAAAAAUAUCUACUAAAGACAACCACUGGAGACAACCACUGGAGACAACCACUAGAGACAACCACUAGAGACAACCACUAGAGACAACCACUAGAGACAACCACUAGAGACAACCACUAGAGACAACCACUGGAGGCAACCGCUAGAGACAACCACUAGAGACAACCACUAGAGACAACCACUAGAGACAAAGCUAUAUUCGCUGUAGGUUUAACGUUUUAAAAAGCCACUAGAGACAAUCACUAGAGACAACCACUAGAGACAACCACUAGAGACAACCACCAGAGACAACCACUAGAGACAACCACUAGAGACAACCACUGGAGACAACCACUAGAGACAACCACUAGAGACAAAGCUAUAUUCGCUGUAGGUUUAACAUUUUAAAAAGCCACUAGAGACAAUCACUAGAGACAACCACUAGAGACAAAGCUAUAUUCGCUGUAGGUUUAACGUUUUAAAAAGCCACUAGAGACAAUCACUAGAGACAACCACUAGAGACAACCACUAGAGACAACCACCAGAGACAACCACUAGAGACAACCACUAGAGACAACCACUGGAGACAACCACUAGAGACAACCACUAGAGACAACCACUAGAGACAACCACCAGAGACAACCACCAGAGACAACCACUAGAGACAACCACUAGAGACAACCACCAGAGACAACCACUAGAGACAACCACUAGAGACAACCACUAGAGACAACCACCAGAGACAACCACUAGAGACAACCACUAGAGACAACCACUAGAGACAAAGCUAUAUUCGCUGUAGGUUUAACGUUUUAAAAAGCCACUAGAGACAACCACCAGAGACAACCACUAGAGACAACCACUAG